Aphanomyces invadans is the source of this 800-nucleotide messenger RNA. RefSeq lists its product as hypothetical. NCBI's taxonomy places the organism in Eukaryota, Oomycota, Saprolegniomycetes, Saprolegniales, Verrucalvaceae. The record is from RefSeq and is a predicted model, not a curated record. Bases 78 to 596 code for a protein of 172 amino acids. Gene Ontology annotation, molecular function: calcium ion binding. The transcript is spliced from 2 exons.
GCGAAACUUGCACGGGAAUUCGCGUUUCGACAAACAUUCUGCCGCCGUUUCAAGAUCCAUCCCAUUCGUUCUCGAGGAUGGGCCAAGCAUACACGGCAUGCUGUCCUCGAUCGACGCCUCGAUCGAGCUUGGACGAAGUGGACGAAGACAAGCGGCCGAUGCUGUAUCGCCCGCCGCAAGCGGCUCCGGUCCUUCCUGUCGAAGCGAGCCGGUUGAAUUCGCACCACUAUGGGAAUGCCGCGGUUGUCGCCGCGCACAAGUCGGUAUGUCCGCUCGUUUCAUCGCCCCCGUCCUGCUUCAAACGCCUCGACUCGUACAUCCACGUCAACGACCUCCGGGCAUGGGACGUCUUUGCCGCCAUGGACGUCAACAACAACAAGCGCAUCACGCUGGAAGAGCUCCUCGACGGCUUCCAUCAAAUCAACUUCCACGUGUCGUCCACAGACCAGGCCGAUCUCGUCGAGUGGAUGCAUGACGCCGUCGAAGCGGACGGACUCUCGUUCAAGGAGUUUGCGCUCGCACUCAAGCUGCGCUCGUCGCUGGCGUCGCCUCAUCGAGCCAAACAACGGCCGUCCAAGGCCACCGUGUCCACAUAGCUAGCUAGCCGCCCCCGUUUGUUUCCGAAGUGUUCGUGUAUCUUAUUGACUCCCGGGAUCACCACGUUUGGCUGAGCGAGUUUUGCGCCGCCCGCCCUGUCGUCGUAGAGUCCAGUCGUUCAUGCAUGCUGCUCGCCGCCUGGAUCGACCUCACGACGAGUGCGCCUUGACCACGACGUGGCUGCGCCGACACUACGCAUCGCG